GUUAAACUCAAUUCUCUAUAUAAUUUAUAUUCAUUCUCAAAUUUUGUUACUUUUACAGUCAAUAUAGUUGAUAAAGAAGUUUUUACUAAUUUAACUGAUGCCCUUAUUGUUGAACUCAUUCCACAAAUUGGAUUAAGAUAUAAAUUCUUAAAAGAAUAUAACAAUUUUAUGUCGAAAUAUAAUAAAUCGUGUUUUAUUAUUAAUAACGAAAGUAUUCAUAUAAUUGAAAACAAUAAUAAUGUAAAUCAUGAUGAUAGUUUAGAAGAGUCAAAUCUUUUGCUUGAAUCAACUAUCAGCGGUCUUAAUGAAGUUUUUAUUUCAAAUCUCAAUUCUAUUUCUAAUGAAAAAACAAUCUCUCCAAUUCCAAAAAAAAAAACUGCACCAACUUCAAAUCUUCCAACAUCGAAAAUUCCUAUUAUGCCUCUGUCUUCAACAUCAUCCAGAAACUCUCAAAAUGAAAUUAAACCUAUAUUAAAAUGUUUUCGUGGAAGGCUUAUUCUAGCAGAAUUUAAUCUUAAGAACACAAUAAACCGACGGUUACUCACUAGUGUAAUCAUUGAAUCAGAAUUAGAAAACAGUAAAAAAUUCAAGAUUACAGCUGAGAGAUUUAAAAAGUUGACAAAAGAUCUAGUAGAAUUAUUUCCUGAUGAAGAAGAAGACUUAUAUUAUACACCCUGGACAAAAGGCACAAAUGGUCCUAUUGGUGCUAGAGGACUUCUGUAUGAUAAAUAUAUCAAUCUGAGAAGAACUUUAUUUGAAUUAGAAAUCCUUACUUCUGAUUCUAAUAUAGAUCAACAUGAAAUAAGCAAUACAAACGAUAUUUUACCGUUGAGUGAUUCAUUAUUAUGGCUUAAAAAUCAUAUAGAACCAUUUAGUGAAGUGCUUUUAAAAUGGCAAGAAAGUUUUAAAGAAAGAUUGGCUUAUCAUACAGAACGAAUUGAUAUGUAUUUUAAUACAUUCAAUGUAUUGAAGACACCAUCUGCUUAUUUAUUGUUUGAAUCAGAUUUUAAACAAAUUCAUAAAGAGGCAGUUGAUAAAUUAAUUCUAAAAUGGCCAUCGGUUGCAAAAAAAAUUAUUAAUAUUAGUAAGAAACGAAAAGAUUAUCAAGUAUCGCAAUACCUCAAGACUAAUAAUAUAUUAUUGGCGAACGAUUCAGAUCUUGGUAAUAUUGAGAUUAUUGCCCUUGAAUUACUUCCAUUACUAUUGGGUACAAUAAACAAGAAAUCUAAAAAAUCAGGAAAACAUUGGAGACCAAAUAUAACUGACAUUAAGCAAUCAUUUCUUUUUCAUGCAGAGACUAUUGAUGAACUACAACCAUAUAUAGAAAGCAAAAUUAGGAUUUACAAGCAGCAUAAAUUGACUCUUCAGCCUUUUGUAGUCAUCAUUGGACUAUUAGAUAACAUCGAAAGUUCGUUUGUAGUAAUAAAUGAUCAGCGAUAUGUUUUACCUACCCCCUUAAAAGCAAUAGACACAUGUUUUAAAAUCAUACACGCAUUGAAUGCAACUUACUCAGUAGAGUGUGAACACGUUUGGGAAUUUCUAGAAAAAUACAUUUAUGAAGUUACAAAAAAAACUUCAUCAUUUACAUGUGUCAAUCGUCUUAUAAGUGAUUUAAAUAGAUAUAAAAAUUAAAUGUUAAAAGACUAUAAAUUAUAAUUUAUCACAUUCAUUUUUACAUAUUCAAAAUGAAUAUGACAUUUGAUGAUUUUUCUAUUAAUUUAGAAACAUUUUUGGGUAAAUUCUGGUUAUCAUUGUAUAACAACUCAAUGAUACCACGAAACUGUGUUCAGUUCAUCGUUGAAGAAUUGACAAAAUUUAUUAGAAAACUUUACGUUCCAUAUAUAAUAAAACAAAUUCAAUAUUAUUUAAUAAAUAAAUGUGAACAAGUUGUCAUUAAUGAUAUUCCACGUAUACUUAAUUCUGCUAUUAGUUGUUUUGAAAUAUUUUCAACUGAGCAUAGAAGAUUAAAAUAUUUUUAUGACAAAGGAUUUCUUGUAUUACCUAUUCAAUAUAAAAUUGGUUCAAGAAUUGUAGAAUCUAAACGCAAUGGAAUUAUUGUUUCAGAACCAAAGGAUGUGUUUGGACAAUAUAUUCCUUUAAAAAAUACAUUAAAAUCGAUUUUUAGUAUACCUGAACUAUACGAUAAAACUAAAAAGUACGUUGAGCAUUUGAAAAAUGAACCAGAAAUUUUAUCUAAUUUUAUACAAGGUGAUCUUUGGCGUUCUAAGACUAAAAAUCAUGGAACUAAAUUCUUUUUACCACUUUUUAUUUUUUUCGAUGAUUUGGAGGUCGGUAAUGCUUUAGGAAGUCAUGCAGGAAACAACAAAUUAGGUGUUGUAUAUAUGUCUAUUCCAUGUCUUCCAAAGCAGUAUGCUUCACGAUUAAGUAGUAUUUUUCUUGUUUGUUUAUUCUAUUCUAAUGACCGAAAAGAAUUUGGCAAUAGAGCAAUAUUUGCAAAAUUAAUUGAAGAAUUAAAUGAUCUGAAAAAAAAUGGUAUAACAAUAUCUAUUAAAAAUGAAAAUAUUAAGAUAUAUUUUGAAUGUGGAGCUAUUAUUGGUGACAACUUGGGAUUGCAUUCAAUAUUCGGUUUUGUAGAAUGCUUCAGUGCAAACUAUUGCUGUAGAAUAUGCGAAAUUCCUUAUCUUGAAAUGAAUAAUCAAACUACUGAAAAUGUAAGGAUUUUGCGUAGUCCAGAAAAAUAUGAAAAGAGUCUAAAAAUAAACAAUUAUUCACUGACAGGUAUUAAAGAAAAAUGUAUUUUUAAUGAAAUAGAUGAUUUCCAUGUUUGCAUAAAUCAGACUGUUGAUAUUAUGCACGAUGUGUUGGAAGGCACUGCAAAUUAUACAAUGGUCAUUGUUUUAAAUCACUUAAUUUUUGUUGAGAAUCGAUUUUCUUUAGACACUCUAAAUUCUAGAAUCGAUACAUUCAAUUAUGGUAAACUAGAACUUUCAAAUAUGCCUCCAUUUAUAUCAGCCGAUCAUAUA
Messenger RNA from Chelonus insularis, 2984 nucleotides. RefSeq lists its product as uncharacterized. The transcript has 7 exons. The annotation marks the transcript as partial. Lineage: Eukaryota; Metazoa; Arthropoda; Insecta; Hymenoptera; Braconidae. The record is from RefSeq and is a predicted model, not a curated record.